AGAAAAUAAAAUUAAAGUUUGAUGUUUUUAAUUGAAAAAUGAAAUUCGAAUGAUUCGCAAGUUGUUCUCUCUUAUUAGUUCAUCGUCUCUCUACUCCCCCGCUACGUCGUCGUCUUCGUUCGCUCCGCGGUAAUCCUCUCCAACUCCGAUAAAUUAUAAAGCGAAUUGCUUCCGAUCGUCUCUUCCUCAACCUCGAACUCCUUGCCGAGGUUUCCCCUUUUCAUCUGAGGGAUCUUCAUAAGCAUUUAGGGUUUGAAUCCUUUUGCGGAGCCGUCAAUCGCUAGGAGCUAUUUUCGCUAGUGUAGUUUUGACUUUGCAACAGCUAGAAAUGCAGAGGGGUGACCGAGGACAUUGGAAUGAUUAAGGAUUUCUAUGCCGGGUGGAAUUGAGGACUUGUGCAGGCUGCUAUUGUGCUACUGCAUUCCAAUGCAUGCUGACACCUAAUGUUUAUAGUAGGUUGGGGUUGAGGAUUUUUCCUCUUUUUUUUUUUUUUCGGAUGUGUCUAAGAACAUGCUAAAUGGAACUUAUCAUGAUGGUGGUCGGUCGGCUGCCCCCAAAAUGGAUAUGGCCAUGCUUUCGCUCACACAAUAAGCCAUAGCACUUAGCAUUUCAACAUGCUUGUAUUGAAUCAUUGUGAACUAUGAGCUAACAACAAGAUGUUGAUCGACCAAUCUGGGUGGGGGCAUUAAAGAUGGAGCGGACCCAUCGAUCCACUGAUUGGGUGCAUUCCAAAUCUGAAGACUUGGUACCAACAAUGUGGACCCUAGCAUGUGAUGCAUCCCCCACAUGGACCACCUGUCUCAGUCUGCUCCAAAUUGCUCUCAAUUUACUCUCCUCUGGUUCACUCCAGCAAGUAGAUGUCGCGGUGGCUGAUGAAUGAUAUCUAUCAUCGUGACGCGCGGAGAUUAACUACAAGCUCAUACAAUAUGCCUACCUAUAUUGUUCCUAUCCACCACAUUCCCUCCAACUCCCAUAGACUAGGUUGAGAUAUUUUCUCCAAAGGGACACGAUCGCGCGGUCCGUUCGGUGCUUUAGCGUCUCCUCGGUCGGAUUUGCACAAGGCCCAGAAGAAGAGGCUUAGCUUAAUUAAUUAUUCGGUGUUGAUUAAUGGAUAGUUUGGGUUGGAGCAAUCCGACACCCAUCCAACAUGAGAUUUCCACUUCGACAUGCAUUUGGAGCACCCAGUACGAUAACUUCUCCGAACCGAAGGAGUACUACAGCAACAUAAAUGAUGACGUUGAGCUCCACGAGUGUAUCUACAGCACAGGUUUGGAGCUUCAAGGCGUUCGCGCAUGCGACACGAUUAGUUCGAGUAACAUCGAAGGAGUUUGUGAUGAUCAGAUGGUGGGAAUGCUCGCUCCAGCGCCUUUCGACUCCAUGGAUGGCAUUUCAAGUCUCGAUCUCUUGCAGCCCCAGCCCCAGGAAAUUAUCAAGUUGGUGGCCGAUUCAUCAGUUCUCGCGAGAUCACAACAAGCGACGACCGCGUGGUGCGCCGAUAUUAUUCUUUCUAGUUCUGAUCAGUUGUUAUGCUCUUCUCUCGUGCCGAUCAGUAGACCCACGUUCGUCGAUUCACAGCGCGCUCUACUCGAAAACCUUUCGAGCGGUGAAAAUUUCCAAAACUUGAGUUACAGUACCGGCAACAUCUCUUCGGGGGAGUCCGAGAACUGUGCUUCCUUCGACCGCAACACGCUGAAUCGGGACGAGGCGGCAUCGCAGAGCUCUUCGAACCCGGAGCCUCCCCAGCUUGAGUUCUUUAACCCGAAGGCACCGAACCCUCAUAAGAGAAAGCUGGAGGAGGAGUGUGAAGGAAUAUUGUUGGGAGAGAAGAGCCAUUUAUGCAGCCUUCUUCGAUCCAGCUCUCCGGCUAUGGAAGGAGGCUUCCAGAUAGUCUUCGGCGGAAAUAGCAGCAACUCGUCGAAAGGCAAGAGAUCGAAAGGCGAGAAGAAUUCGGGGCAGUCGACGAGCAACAACAUCGAAUUUUCUCAGGAGAGCAACUACGAGCCCGACACGGAGGCGAUCGCGCAGGUGAAGGAGAUGAUAUACAGGGCUGCGGCCAUGAGGCCGUUGAAUCUUGGGGCGGAAGAGGCGGCGGAGAGGCCGAAGAGGAAGAAUGUGAGGAUCUCAAGCGACCCGCAAACUGUUGCAGCAAGGCAUAGGAGAGAGAGGAUAAGCGAAAGGCUUAGGGUUCUUCAGAGGCUGGUCCCAGGAGGGAGCAAGAUGGACACCGCAUCCAUGCUUGAUGAGGCUGCAAACUAUCUCAAGUUCCUCAAGUCCCAGGUCAGAGCAUUGGAAACCCUAGGAGGAAGCAAGGUUGAUGGUUCCAUCAUCAACAGCAUGCAGUAGCACAUCAGUUAUACUACUACUACCCACUUCUACUUCUACUGCUACUGCUACUGCUGCUGCUGCUGCUACUGUUACUUCCUCCUCCCCCAACAAUAUUAUUACUCAUGAGCCAAACUUUUCCCAUGCAGGCCUUUUCCCCCUCCCAAAACCCUAAACCUCAAAAGGGAAAAAGGGAAUUAAUUAAGCUCCCCAAAAAACCCACAAGUCGUAUCAUCCCAUGCAUCAUUAGGGGUUGGUGUUUAGGGCAACACCUGUUCAUUUUAGCUCUCUCAUUUAGACACACUUUUUCCCUAACCAAAUCCUAAUUCCAACACCCAAAAACCCAAAAAGUGGGGGAGGGGGUUGGGGGGGGAGGAGGGAUGAGAAAAGGUUAACCUUUUUGAUCAAAUUGUUGUGUACACUCUCCCUUUUUAUCUUUGGCCACCUUUUCACCAUGCCAAAGCCUCUUUUCAUGUCCAUAAAGCAAACUUGGCCAGACAGUACUACUCUCAUCUCCUUUUAUCAUCAUCAUCAUCAUCAUCAUCAUUAACUUUAAACCUUAAUCUAGAGUUUCUUCUUCUUUCUUCUUCUUUUUUCCUCUUUGUUUUUUCUUUAUUUUGCCUUUUAAUGAUCUAUCUGUGCCAUGCAGAAACCCUAGCUUAGAUAAGCCCCAAAAAACUCAUAUCAUAGGCUUCAUGAUUACUUACUUUCAUGUUGCUUUAACUAAGGAGCUUUUAUGCCAGUGUACUUCAAAGAGUGUGAGGAAAAUAUUAAUCAUGUCACCUAUGAUUAAGAGCCCAAGGAAAAGGGGUGUUAGACUUAAAUUUGUCUUGAGAGUGAUCACCCACCCACCUCAAAAUUAAUGCUUCUAUGGAAUGGAAUCCUCCCCCUCCCCCUCCCCCCCCCCUUUUUUGUAUUAUUUUUGACAUAUAUUUUUCUAUUGUUUGUAUUUCUCGAAAUGUGCUGAACAUCGAUGGUCAGAAUCCGAGUGUGGUAGCUUUCCUGUUUAA
Ananas comosus (pineapple) is the source of this 3332-nucleotide messenger RNA. Its product is annotated as transcription factor bHLH87-like. Gene Ontology annotation, molecular function: DNA-binding transcription factor activity; protein dimerization activity. The transcript is spliced from 8 exons. The coding region runs from base 1108 to 2343 and encodes 411 amino acids. The record is from RefSeq and is a predicted model, not a curated record. Gene Ontology annotation, biological process: regulation of DNA-templated transcription. NCBI's taxonomy places the organism in Eukaryota, Viridiplantae, Streptophyta, Magnoliopsida, Poales, Bromeliaceae.